Mesorhabditis belari is the source of this 594-nucleotide messenger RNA. The record is from the annotation of a GenBank genome assembly. NCBI's taxonomy places the organism in Eukaryota, Metazoa, Nematoda, Chromadorea, Rhabditida, Rhabditidae.
AUGUCGAUUGCGCCAAAAAGUUCCGACUCACGAGAGUCACUGAAUUCAAAAGCUGAAUCGGAAACAAGUUCGACAACAGAAAAAGAUUUGAAAAAGAAAAGAAGACGACGAGCGAAUAAAAGAAGAAGAGAUGAAAGUGAUGAGAUGAAAAAGGAAGAUCAACAAGGCACAAAGUUGAGGAGAUCACUUCGCUUGAACAGUCGUGGAGCGAUGGCCCCAAAAAACAGUAACUCUUUUUUGAUGAAAGACGCUGAGGAACGCAGCACAACAUCUGAUCAGAACUUUCAAAUGCUAUCGGAUGAGUCAAUGAUACCUGAUUUUUCAAAUGAUUUGAGUGACUUAACAUCGCAUGAGGUGAGCGAUUAUGAAGAGGAAUGCAAAAAGUGGAAACAAGAAGUGGAAGAAGAAGAAGCACAUGCAAAGAAGGAUUUGGAAAGGGAAUUGCUGGAUAGAGAGAUAAAACGAACAAAGGAUAUGAGUCGGAUUGAGUUGGUACGCGAGCUGGUGCAAAUGACGUUAAAGUAUCAAAGAAUGGUUGAUGAUGGAGGACGAAUAAAUCACUCACAAACAAAUGCAUCUAUACAGAUCUCUGAU